AUGCGUCUCUUCUCGGUGCUCGCUCUCCUCUACGCGGCCGUCGCGGCCUCUCCGACGUCGCACAUUGACGGCCUGCGCGAAGGCGCGAGCCGCGUCGAGAUGACGUCGCUAAACAUCGCGGACGCGAAGAUACGCGCGGUGAAGAACUCGGGAGUAUGCGAGACCACGCCGGGGGUGGGGCAGAUGUCGGGGUACCUAGACGUGGGGCGAACAUGUCCAUGUGCAUGGCAGUGGUUCUGGUUCUUCGAGGCGCGAGACGACCCGGAGAACGCGCCGUUCACGCUUUGGCUUAACGGUGGACCUGGGUGUUCGUCUAUGAUCGGUCUCUUCCAAGAGCACGGACCAUGCCAGGUCGAUGAAGAUGGGCAAACCACUGUCCUCAACCCGUUCAGUUGGAACAACAUCAGUAACAUGAUUUACAUCGACCAGCCGAUUGGAACCGGCUUUUCCUUCGGCACUGUCAACGUAAACAGCACGUUCGCUGCGGCGCCAGCGAUCUGGACGGCGUUCCAGGUGCUCUUCGAGAGCCAGGACUUCGCCAAGUUUCAGAGCCGCGAGUUCAUAUUAGCCACGGAGAGCUACGGCGGACACUACGGCCCUGAAUUUGUUGAGUUCUUUGACGAGCAGAACGCGAAGAUCAAGGACGGGUCAAUACAGGGAGAAGAGAUCAACGUCAGCGCGCUCAUGAUCAACAACGGAUGGUACGAUCCUCUUCUGCAGAACAAGGCUUACCUCGACUUCGCGACGUUCGCGCCGGGGUACGGCCAGCUUCAGAAUGACACCGUCCUCGCCGCAAUGAAUGAGUCGUUCUUCGGCGCGGGAGGAUGCAUGGAGCAGGAACUCGCUUGCUACGCUGCCGGUGGCGACCAAGGUCUCCCUGGAGAGACCACCGCCAGCAACAAGAUCUGCAUCAACGCUGACGACUUCUGCAUCGAGAAUCUGCUGAUCCCAUCCACCAUCGGGCGCGACAUCGAUGACCUCAGGCAGUCGGACGACUCGCCGAACCUCUUCCCGCCCGAGUUUUACGUCUCCUUCCUUCGGAACCAGACGGUGAUGAAUGCGAUCGGUGCGCAGGCGCGGUACAGCGAGUGCAGCAACCCGGUUGGCAACCAGUUCGGGCGCACGGGCGACGACGCGCGUUCGUUGCUGCCUGCGCUCGCCAACCUGGCGAACGAGCGGAUGAAGAUCUUGAUCUGGGCUGGUGAUGCGGAUAUCAACUGCAACUGGCUAGGCGGCCACGCUUCCGUGCUCGCGAUGGACUGGUACGGCAACGAGACGCUUCACGCGACACCGUUCACGAACAUGACGAUCGGUGAUACGGCGAUCGCGGCGAUCCAGAACGUCGACAAUUUCAGCUUUGCACGGGUCUUCCAGGCCGGGCACGAAGUGCCCGCGUUCCAACCCGCGGCCGCACUAGAGAUCUUCUCUCAAAUCAUUCGCAAGGAGCAGCUUCAUUCCGUCCCAUGA
Messenger RNA from Epithele typhae, 1467 nucleotides. Its product is annotated as alpha/beta-hydrolase. The transcript has 12 exons. The record is from RefSeq and is a predicted model, not a curated record. Lineage: Eukaryota; Fungi; Basidiomycota; Agaricomycetes; Polyporales; Epitheliaceae. Gene Ontology annotation, molecular function: serine-type carboxypeptidase activity. Bases 1 to 1467 code for a protein of 488 amino acids. Gene Ontology annotation, cellular component: fungal-type vacuole. Gene Ontology annotation, biological process: proteolysis.